GCGGCCGGGUCAGGGCGGUGCCGGCGGGGCGGUGCCCGUGCCCGGGGCGGUGCCCGUGCCCAGGGCGGGCCUCGGGGCUGGGCGAGGCGGAGUCCGCGGGGCAGCGAGGCCGGUCCCAUGGGAGCCCGGCGGGCCGCUGAACGCCCAUGGCUUUCAGCCCGGGGCUGCUGGUGGUGGCCGGAUCCUUCGCCGCUUUCCGCCUGCUGAAUCGGGGGCUGGAGCGGCUCGUACCGCCGCCGCCCUCGGCCCGGCGGAACCGCUGGAAGUGGCGCAACAUCUGGACAUCGCUGGCGCACAGCGUGCUCAGCGGCGGCGGGGCGCUGGCCGGGUUCUACCUCCACCCCGAGAUGUCCAAGGACCUGGUGGGCACACACCCGCCCGGGGCGCACAGCCUGGUGGCCGUGUCUGUAGGCUAUUUCCUGGAAGACUUCGUGGACAUGUUGUGCAAUCAGAAACUGCAUCAGUCCUGGGAGCUGCUCUUUCAUCACUCUGUGGUCAUCAUCUGCUUCGGUAUUGCCGUGCUGCUCCACCAGUACGUCGGCUUUGCCCUCGUGGCUUUGCUUGUGGAGAUCAACUCCAUCUUCCUCCACGUGCGGCAGAUCCUGCUCAUGGCCAACCUGGUGCACACCACCUGCUACCGCCUCAACAGCCUCGUCAACCUGGGCACCUACGUGGUGUUCCGCAUCGCCACGCUGGCCUGGAUGAGCCGCUGGCUCUUCCUCAACCGCCGGAACGUGCCCGCGGCCGCCUACGCCGUGGGCACGGCGGGCAUGGCAAUCAUGACGCCCAUGAACAUCAUCCUCUUCUGGCGCCUGCUGCGGAGCGACUUCUUCAAAUCCAGGCGGGACGUGCUGCCGGAGAAGGAGGAAUAGGCCCCUCCCCUGCGAGGGAGGGCAGUUCCAAGCCCAUGGAGCAAGUGGAGGGUGAACGUGGCUGUUUCAGGGAGGGGCUGCACUAACGGAGUAUCCAGGCUUUUCUUGUGGCUCAAGAUCCUGGGCCCUGCACAGCUGAGGAGGUGCUCAUGGACCAGGCAGUGUGGCUCUGCUCCCCACUUUUGGAUGAUGUGGUUGGACGACUGGGAGCUGCUCAGAGAAGCCUUGGCAGCUUUCACAGCUCCCUGAGGCACCACUGAGAUGAGAAAGGGGCAGAGCAGCAUUAUUUCCCCACUGCUCUUGCAGACAUCCCGACACCACAGGGUGUUUCCAAUCCCCUUGGUGCUGCAGCCCCCUGUGUCCCAUCAGCCACAGGACACCGAGUUCUCUGUGGCAUCUCUUAUGAGAACACCACCAGCAAGACAGGCCCCAAGGCUUUGCCUUUGAGGUUUUAGUCACUAAAAACCAAACCCUCCACUGAUAAGCCUUCCCCAAGGAGAUUGUCCCAGGCUGAGACCUGGCUGGGUGCCUGCUGCCCACUGUGGGGUGCAGGUUGGGGGCAGCCCCACCCUCUCCUGGCAACUGGAGCUUUUUCUGUGUUGUUUUGUCCCCAGAUAAUUUCAGUGCCCAUAAAUGAGCGUGGGAGAGCGCGAGUGGCUGGCGGGAGGAUGCCGUGUGAUGGUCACUUCCCACAGAUGUGGGGUUUUCAGGCACCUUUUAGGAUUCAGGCAUCUGUUAGGAAUGCCAGGUUGUGCUGCAGAGCCCGCAGUAACGCUCUCACCCGGCAGCAAAGGCUCUUACUAACACGAGCUUUUAACAAAUGCCUGCAAAUGAAGUGGCUUGAGGGGAAAGGACUGAGAGGGGAUAAAAGGACCCAGCAUCCCAACCCACUCUGGGGGUGUCACUACUUAGCACAGUCCUUACCCCGUGUCUCCCUGCCAUGGAGUGAAAAUACACUGUGCACUGGCACACUCUA
Molecule: messenger RNA, 1848 nt
Organism: Prinia subflava (tawny-flanked prinia)
Lineage: Eukaryota; Metazoa; Chordata; Aves; Passeriformes; Cisticolidae
Gene: TLCD2
Product: TLC domain containing 2
Exons: 4
Coding region: 147-872 (241 amino acids)
Biological process (GO): phospholipid homeostasis; plasma membrane organization; regulation of membrane lipid distribution
Cellular component (GO): plasma membrane
Source: RefSeq, a predicted model, not a curated record